Armigeres subalbatus is the source of this 2478-nucleotide messenger RNA. RefSeq lists its product as uncharacterized. The transcript has 6 exons. Gene Ontology annotation, biological process: regulation of transcription by RNA polymerase II. Gene Ontology annotation, cellular component: nucleus. The record is from RefSeq and is a predicted model, not a curated record. Gene Ontology annotation, molecular function: DNA-binding transcription factor activity, RNA polymerase II-specific; zinc ion binding; RNA polymerase II cis-regulatory region sequence-specific DNA binding. NCBI's taxonomy places the organism in Eukaryota, Metazoa, Arthropoda, Insecta, Diptera, Culicidae. Bases 140 to 2272 code for a protein of 710 amino acids.
GACGAAUAUAGUUUCAUUCUUCGGCUAUCAUUUCAAAAAAGCCAACAGUUUAAAUUAUAAAAAGUUAACAAUGUGAUAAUUUCAUGGUUAUUAAAGUUUACUAAACGUUCAUUACAAUGUUUCUAUAAUUGCAAUUAGCAUGUCGUCGCUGAAGCCGGAGUGGAGCCGGACCUGUCGGGUGUGCCUGCAGGAAGGGGAAAUCCGCUCGCUGUUCGAUAUCUGUCCGGAGUCUCAGCUAAGUUACGGUGCCAAAGUGAUGCAGUGUUCUUCGGUGGAAAUCCGACGGAAUGAUUCCCUCCCGGAUCGGAUCUGUUUGAAGUGUAUCGAAGAGCUGAGCGUGGCCUAUCGGUUCCGGGGAAACUGUGAAAGCUCCGACGCAAUUCUGCAAUCCUACCGAGAAGAGAUAUCUGGGGGCGAAUGUCCGCAGAUUCUUGGUGAGGAUGGCGAUUUUGAUACGCGUUCAAUGGCAUCUUCGUCGGAAAUUCAGAUUCCGAUCAGCUCGGAUGUGUUGUACAGUUACAAACCUCCGUCGGGACUGAACGUGAAGCUGGUUUCCAAACAGAAGACAGUGCUGCUGGAGAACAACGGGGAAAUUAUAAUUUGUGGUCCGGUGAUUGAAAAGGAUGAGGUACCAGAUGGUGGUGACAGGAGUCUUGUCGAGAUGGCACCAGAAACAGAAUCGUUCGAUGAUGAUAACGAUUCGUUGAUUACCUAUGACGAUGCUUUGCCGCCUUCGCGAACGUCCCAAGCGGGGAAUGUAAAGGAGGAAGACGAUGGAACUGAAGAAGACGAGGGAAUGGAAGAGCGGCCAAAGCUAAUGAAAGGACUGGUUAAGCAGGAAGGUGAUAGUCAAUCUGUCGAUAAUAGAGGCAAACAAGCAGACGAUAGCAGAUGUGAUAUCUUCUUCGAUGCGGACCUGGUGUACAUGGACAAGGAGGAGGAUAUUUUGAAUCAACUGGCCAGUAUCAAGCGAGAAAACGAUGUAGACGAUUGGGAAAUUAUUGAAGACGACGAGAGUAGCUCAGAAUAUUUUCAGAAGUUUCCGCAACAAAAAGCAUCCGAUCAUCAGUUGAAGAAAACGAUUCAAGUCACCACGUUACCAUCACCGAUUAGUAUAGGUUUAAUGAAAACGAUUAAAACCAUCAGAAAGGCAAAUAUACCCAACGAGGAGAAACCGACAAUAGAUAAUGUGUUCACGAGAUCCGGUCCGGACGGGCUGGAAACAGUCAUCCGGGUGAAACGGAAUCUCAAGCCUGUCCAGCAGCAGCACAUUUGCAAGUUCUGCAACAGUUCGUACAAGUACAAGCACGCUCUGGAAACGCACCUGCGGCGACAUCGGGGCGAUAAGCCCUACAAGUGCACACACUGCGAGAAGGCUUUUGUGGUGCCGUUCGAGCUGAGGAGGCAUAUGCGGACGCACACUGGUGCCAAACCGUACAAUUGUGGGUUCUGCGAUAGGAAGUUUUCCGAUUUUGGUAGCAAAAUUAAACACGAACGGACGCAUACGGGUGAAAGGCCCUAUGUAUGCAAAAUUUGUGAGAAAAGUUUUACCUAUUCUCAUGUUCUCAAUAGUCACAUGCUGAUUCAUACAGGAGUGAAGAAAUAUGCUUGUUCAGAGUGUGGCAAACGCUUCGCCAAAUCUCACCACCUUAAAUCGCAUCGGAACAUACACGUGCGGGCCAGCUUGAACAACAAUAAUAUCAGCAAACCUGUGCCCACCAGACCAACUCAGAUGACCCCAACCGAUUCUCCCAUCAUCACCAGUUUGCCCCUGGUGGUCGAUGACGAUGAGCUGGAUCUGGACCAAGCGGCGGUUGUUCCCAGCCAUGUCGAUCAGCUGAUAGCGGACAGCAUAGUCGACAGUCGGAGCAAUGACUUCCAGCUGGAGGACUCCGUCGUGGGGGGUUCCAAUCCGUUUGGGCAGCUUGUAAAUAUUAGCGAUUACAUGACGAUCUCGACGAAACCCGAUCCCCAGGAUCCGACGUCCACGGUGUCGAUUGGAGCCAUCAUGGGCGAUGACGACGACGAUGACGUCGAGCAUUCUGUGGGCUGUGGGGUGAUUCAUGGUGACAUCGGACAAGCGCAGGUCGGCACCACCGACGAUGACGACGACGACCCGCUGCUGAAUGUGGUUACGGUGCUGGCGUCUAGUCAGGUUCCCGGACUGGUCGGAGGCGACUACGGAAACAUUCAGAUCAUCAACGGGUUGUCUAAAACCAAUUUUGGUGCCUUCCAUGUUCCUGCAAAUCUUUUUGUUGUUAAUCAGCACUAAAGGCUAUUGUUUUGUAAAUGACUUUAGGUAAGUGACAUUUAAUUAUCUUUAUGGGGUUUACCUUAAUUUAAUUGAUUAUAAGGAGAGCUUUCUGGUGGAAUAUAAUCUUGAUACAAUUUUCUACCUACGAGGCUCAAAAUUGCGACAAAUCGUAGUCUUAAGACUGAGUUAUUAAAAUUUUAUGUAAAUAAAAUGAAUAAUUCUAA